AUGAGAGACACUGCCGUGGCCCGGAAACAGAGAGGCGGCUAUGGCAAGCAUAACAUGAGGCAGUAUCCCGUCUUUAUAAGCCAGCCUGACGGUGUUGAGGCUGCAAAGGAUGCGCCGGACUCAAAUGAAGUACAGCGCCUUCGCCAAUCUAUAGAUCUCUACGUCCCGUUUUCCUUCCAGGAUCCGAGCUUGCCCAAACAGUUUUCUCUGCUUCUAAAUCUCAUGCCGCUGACCGGCCUUCGUCUUGGUGUCGGGACCCUCUCCCACUAUCUCUACGAGCCAACCCAGCCCAAAGAUGCCAUCGUAUCAGCACAGGCCUCGAGUCAGAGGCUCCUAUCGUUCAUCCCAAGUCGGUAUGGACACGUCCGGCUGCUUCGCCACGCAACAGAUUGUGUCAUUGCAAAGCUUCAGUAUCUUUCGCAACCGGAAGAAAAUAGAUCGCCCAAGGGAGAUUUAAAAGCGCUGAUGCACUAUCAAAAAGCACUUAAAACGCUUCAAGAGGCAUUAUUAGACGAGCGCGAGUGGGCGAAGCCAGAAACUCUUUGCGCAACACAGCUUCUAGGGAUUUUUGAGGCCUUGAAUGGAAAUGAGAAAGAUUCUUGGAUGCAACACGUCGGGGGCGCGGCUAGACUUGUGGAAGCUCGAGGGGCUCACAUGUUUAAGUCGGAAUUUGAGAAAGCCCUGUUCUUGUCACACAUUGGCCCAACGGUCAUGUCAGCAUUUCUAAGCAAUACAACCUGCUUUCUGGAACAGUCACAGUGGCAGGCCGUUAUUCGAGAGGCGGUCAACGAAGACGCAACUCUUUCAAAUGAUAAGGAAUUUGUCCUCGCACUAUGGGGCGGCCUUAUUGAGCUACCAAGGCUCUUCAAAGAUACAACUGCACUUCUGAUGGCGUCUUGCCCGCCUCCACAGAAGAUUAUCGACGAACUCAUAGAGCGCUUGUUGGCAAAACGGAAAAAUCUCAUGAUAUGGCUGACUAUGAUAAGGAAGAAUCCCAUAGUCAAAAACGGAGGACUAGUAGAUGAUGACAAUGGCGUUCUCAUUUUUUCUACAGACUUUGAUUAUAAGGCUCUGGGACCCUGGUGUCUAACACGCAUGGCGUUGCGAGGAACAUACGCCGUGUGCCGAAUGGUCAAGUCGCGGCUUUUGUACGCUACAUCUCCUGAAAAGUUUCAGUCUAUGGAAGCGGAAGCGCAAGAUAUAGCACGUCGCGUUCUGAGUUUGCAGGACGACAUGGCAGCCGCCAAACAGUCUACUUUGGUAUGGAAUCAGUUUAUGGCGCAGGGAAGCUGGAUUGCGAAGGGGAUUGUUGAAACAAGAGAGUUAUGGGGAGAGACCCGGGACACGAAUGAAGGAAUGCUUGAAAAAUGGAAAUUUGAGAAGUGGAAUCAGGUUAUAGGAAGGAAAAUCUCUUAG
Trichoderma asperellum CBS 433.97 is the source of this 1416-nucleotide messenger RNA. RefSeq lists its product as uncharacterized. Lineage: Eukaryota; Fungi; Ascomycota; Sordariomycetes; Hypocreales; Hypocreaceae. The record is from RefSeq and is a predicted model, not a curated record.